AUGGAGGGUUCUAAAAGCGGAAGUUAAUCAUAACUGACUCCUGAAUAGUUGAAAGAGAUUCAUUCUUAGUUAGACAUAGAAGAAAAAGCACUGUAAAAAGAAAAAAGAAGAAGAAACUAAGUAAAUCAAAUCUUUUUUGACGAUGAAGAUCGAGAAUUCUAUGGUUUUAGUGAUCAAGUCCUCGAAUAUGUAGCUCUUGCAGUUAAGAACUAAUUGUAUAAUAUAUCGAUUCACAACUAAAAUGUAUACACUGAAGAUGAUUAUGUUAAAGUUGAUGAUGUCUGGCUUAAAGUAGCAAAAAUUAUGUAUGAGAGCUCCAGACUAUCCUUUCAAAAUGAAAGAAUGGAAAAUUUAAGAACGAAGAAUGUGAAGCUAUACAAUUCAUAGGUAUUAGAUGAUUUACAAUAUAAGUUGAAUGUAACAAAAAAAGCUGGGGAAGUUGUGUGCACAUACUUGGAAAUCAAUCCUGAUUAAUUUAUGUACCUUAGAGAUCAGGGAUCCCUAACAAUACUUGAGCACCUUGAUCCUAUAUAAUUCUUGAUACCAGUUCCCGUUUCAAGUAAGAUCAUUGAAGAACUUGAUAAAACUAAAGCCUUAACAAUACUAAAUGAGAUUUUAAAUGCAGCAGCAAAUGCCAUGAAGGAAAAUAAAGAUAUUAUUAAAGUCAAGAAAGAGUAGCUCUAACAAAUUUAUCAUUUUCUAGCAGAGGAUAUUCUGUGGAUGGAGUUUGGAAUGGAUUUUGAAGAUUUCAAAUUUACAUUGAUGCAUCAUAAGGUAUUAGUAGAUUAGAGCAUAGUGUCUCAAUUAAGUGAGUUUAAUGAGGACUUGUUCAAUUUCUUUGAUGGAGAUUUUUAUGAAUCAGAUUGA
Molecule: messenger RNA, 867 nt
Organism: Stylonychia lemnae
Lineage: Eukaryota; Ciliophora; Spirotrichea; Sporadotrichida; Oxytrichidae
Source: the annotation of a GenBank genome assembly